GACCUGACCUUGGCAGUGUUUCAUAUAUCAUUUGAAAAAAACUAAUUUUUUUUUUGGUUUUGCUAUUAUGUGAUGUGGUCCGAAGUCCAAAACUCUUUAUGUGAUGUGUAAUAUUGUAUUCAGAAUUUUUGUCAUCUUGUUAUUUGCUUCAUUAGGUCAUUAAAAAUAAUGUUACAAAAAAGUUGAAAUGUGCAACUGUGAAUCUAACAAAAGUAUGGAUAUGAAAACUCCCAGGAAUGUUUACCUAUCGGCUUUUUAUAAAAGGAGUUUUGCAUUUUAUACCGUUAAAAAUCGAAUGCCAGUUAUUUUAACAAAUCUUGUGGAUGAUCUAGUAAGAAAUAAACACAAUAUUAUAGGAGAAUAUGGAGAGCAAGCAAAAGAAGAAUUGAAAACAGUCAUAGGAAAGUUAUCUGAACUUAAAUAUGAGAUUCAAACCAAUAAACCUUUACAAUUAUUAACCAGUCAACUACCAGAUGCUAAAAUUUAUAAUGACCAUAUUACAAAGCAAACAAAUGAAGAAGGUCAGCCAACACACUUUCAUACCAUCUGGUUACUAACAGAAUGUUAUAUGUAUCGCAGAAUCAAUCAGAUAUUUGAAAACACAAAUACCUUAAAACAUUAUGACUAUUUUCGAAAUAAAAAAGAGGAAUCCUUCAUAUCUGCUCUACCUUUGAUAUGUCAAAUGGGAAAACAUUUAAUAGAAGUGUUGAAUAAAUCGGGAGAUGCUACUAGGGAAGAGUUUAUCCAACUUUUGAAACUGAAUCUAUGGGGCAAUAAAUGUGAUUUAUCAUUGUCACUAGGAAAAGUAUCUGAACAUUCAACUUUAUUUGAUACUCACGUUUUAGAUUCUAAAAUAUUAUGUGACCAAUCGGAACACAUAUGGAAUGCCGUUUCAAAUACACAAUCUUCUUCAGAUAUAAUAGAUAUCGUUUUGGAUAAUGCUGGCUACGAAGUGUUCACUGACUUAUGUCUAGCUGACUACCUCAUAUCGAAAAAUUUGUCAAAAUCUGUUAGAAUCUAUGUCAAAACUAUACCUUGGUUCAUAUCUGAUGUUAUGCAACAUGAUUUGAAUUGGUUGAUACUCAUUUUGAAACAAAAUAGUAAUGAAAUUCUUGUACAACUUGGUGAAAAGUGGGGAAAUUACAUUGAAAAGGGUGUUUGGACAAUAGUUGAAUCUGACUUUUGGACUUUACCACUUGAAUUUGCACAUAUGCCUAAAGUAAAUCCAGAAUUGUAUAGGCAACUAGCGGAAGCUAAGAUAAUAUUAUUCAAAGGAGAUUUAAAUUAUAGAAAAUUAUUUGGUGAGAAGAACUGGGACCCUGCUACGUCAGUUGAUGACGCAUUAAACAGUUUCAAUCCAUCAAAGCUGGGAAUUUUAAGAACUGUGAAAGCAGAUAUCAUUUGUGGACUUUCAGAAGGUCUAGCCGAAAAAAUUGAAGCUUCAAUUCCAAACUGGAUGGAAACUGGUGAAUAUGGUCUUAUACAAUUUUCAGAUAAAAUUGUGAUUUUAUAAGAAUGAAAUUUGAACUUGAAGUAAAUUUCUUUUGUGGCAAAAA
Messenger RNA from Leptinotarsa decemlineata (Colorado potato beetle), 1556 nucleotides. RefSeq names its product damage-control phosphatase ARMT1. Gene Ontology annotation, molecular function: phosphatase activity. Gene Ontology annotation, biological process: DNA damage response. Lineage: Eukaryota; Metazoa; Arthropoda; Insecta; Coleoptera; Chrysomelidae. Gene Ontology annotation, cellular component: nucleus. The record is from RefSeq and is a predicted model, not a curated record.